Messenger RNA from Thrips palmi, 1937 nucleotides. RefSeq lists its product as uncharacterized. The record is from RefSeq and is a predicted model, not a curated record. Bases 76 to 1845 code for a protein of 589 amino acids. Lineage: Eukaryota; Metazoa; Arthropoda; Insecta; Thysanoptera; Thripidae. The transcript is spliced from 6 exons.
UGGUGCGCCAGCGCCGCGGCGUGCCUCCCGGACGAGGUGCUCGCCCCGCGCGCCGCCGCGCCGCUCACCACCUGGAUGCAGGCCUUGGGCUCUCCGUUCCCCACGCCCAAGUACGCGCGCUUCCUGAACGUGUUCGUGCACGCGGACGAGCCGCGGCGAGGCAGGCGCCCUCGGUGGCUGCACUACAGGGGCUUUCGCGUGCAUGUGUGGUUGGGCGACCCCGAAGACGGCCUGGGCUACCUCCGCGCGCUGUGGCGCGUCGCCGGCCUGGUGAACGUGCUGAUGCUGCUGCCCGCCGGCGACGGCGGCGUCCUGGUCUACUCCGUGUACCCCUACGGCGUGCCAGGGCAGCGCGAGGGGCCGUGCAACAGCGAUGCUCCAGUCUUGGUGGACGAGUGGGUUCCGGACGCCAGCGGGGGCGGCGGGGGCGGCGCCUUCCGCCACGGCCGCGACUUGUUCCCGCGGGACAAGUUGCGCGACCUGCGCGGCUGCAACCUCACGGUGCACGUCAACACCGACUACCCGUUCAUGAUGCUCGAAACCGACCCCAGCACUGGCCAGGAGGUCCUGGAAGGCAGCCUCAAGGACGUGUUCCGCGUGAUGCGGCAGCGCCUCAACUUCCACGCCGUGCUGCACACGGCUGAGAACGCCACGGCGACGUGCGAGUCGCGCCUGGGGGACUCUCUGCGGCACGCGCAUCUCGCCUUCACCAUGUCCAUCCGCUCGGUGACAGACGGCCCCGUGUGGUACGACGACUCGCCCAUGGUGGUGUGCUUGGUGUGGUGCGUGCCCAUCAAGUCCGUGUCCGCGCUCAGCCUCAAAGACUACCUGUCCUCGGGGACGUGGAGCGUCAUCGGGCUGUCCUUCGUGGCGACGGGGCUGGCGAUGGCCCUGCUGCACCGGCCCGGCCUGGACCGCCUGGGUGGGCUGUGGGGCGCGUGGGCGUUGCUGUGCGGCCCACUGCUCCAGCAGCCCGUGGCCUUCAACCGGCGCCGCGGCGGCACCCAGGUCCGCACCCUCGCCCUGCGCGCCGUCGUCGCCCACUGGGGGCUCGCCGCCGUCGUGCUCGUCGCCGUGGUCGGGGGCUCCGCCAAGAGCGCCUCCAUGACCUCGCGGUCGCAGCCGUUGAUGCACUCCGUGCGCGAGCUGCUGCGCUCCUCGCUGGCGCUGCAGGGCUCUGUGGGUGUCGUGGACAUGCUGCGGCGCGCGAUGGACGGCGCGGACGGCGAGGGCGACGACGCAGAGCAGUUGAUGGAGCGCCUCCGCGUCUGCGACACGCACCUCAACGAGGCGCUGCGGCGCGUGGCCAUUGACCACGACGCCGCCGUGCUCACCGUGGACCUUCGCUGUGCGGACUACAACCGUCGCAACCCUUCGGCCGGUCUGCACGUCUUUCGCGACCAGUGCCUCCGGCCCUCCACGCUGCACCUGUUCACGGCGCCGCGGUGGUCGCCGUACGUGGAGCGCGUGUCGGAGGUGAGCGUGCGGCUGUACGAGGCGGGGCUGGUGCAGCGCGCUCUGCAGACGCCGCACCUCUCGCUGCAGCCCUGCGCCACCUGCGCCACUACAGUGCGGUGGAGCGCGCUGCACAUCGAGGCGGUGGCGCCGCCCCUCUGCAUCCUGUACGCGGGCCUCCUCGUCGCCCUGGUUGUCCUGGCCGCCGAGGUGGCGUGGGCCAAGGGCCUCGCCAAGGGCAGUCACCGCCAGCAGCAGCUCGCCGCCCGCCAGACCACGCUGGCCAGGAAGUACUCUGUGCACAAGGACGAGGUGCACGAGGCUUGCCAACCCUUGGUCGCGGAACAGCUGAGCGAGCAGGAGAUAACGAGGAAGCCGGAGACUUGCUGACAUGCCCGUGUUCACGUUCUGCACUGGCCAUCAUCCGAGUGGAUUUUAAACUGUAGCGCUGUUUCUACACGAAUAAAUGUUAGGCCUUUUAA